This is a messenger RNA of Dentiscutata erythropus, 129 nucleotides long. The record is from the annotation of a GenBank genome assembly. Lineage: Eukaryota; Fungi; Glomeromycota; Glomeromycetes; Diversisporales; Gigasporaceae.
AUGGAGAUUAGUUAUAACAAGCUAGUUGUUUUGACAACUGAUUAUGAUAGAAAGGUGCAAGAGAAUAAUCAAGAUUGUGCAUGUAAAAGAAGUUUGUCAGAAUGUAAGGAUACAGAUAACACUGAUAAA